Molecule: messenger RNA, 2130 nt
Organism: Malassezia restricta
Lineage: Eukaryota; Fungi; Basidiomycota; Malasseziomycetes; Malasseziales; Malasseziaceae
Product: cullin 4
Exons: 1
Coding region: 1-2130 (709 amino acids)
Biological process (GO): protein ubiquitination; ubiquitin-dependent protein catabolic process; DNA damage response
Cellular component (GO): Cul4-RING E3 ubiquitin ligase complex
Molecular function (GO): ubiquitin protein ligase binding
Source: RefSeq, a predicted model, not a curated record
AUGCUGGCCGAGGCCCUGGGCUCGUACGUGGCGGGGCGAACUCAUGCGGCGCGGCAUGCGCCAGCGAGUUGCGUCGUACAGUCGCUACAAUCGUACGAAGCUGUGCAGGAUGCUGCGGUGUCGUAUGAAAAGGACGUGCUGGUCAGCGCUGUCCAGGCAGUGCUGCAAAGGGAUCAGCUGCCGAGCAGCGUGCAGACCACCUACCUGUACCUUGCCUCGAUGGCCCCCAUGCCAGAUGUAUGGAAGGUGGCGAUGCAGGAUGCCUGUGAAGUGAUCCGCACCUUUCUUGUACAUACCCUUCGCCCACGCUGCCAGGCAGACGCGGCACUUGCCCUGUGGAUCGUGCGCUUGAUGGAUACAUGGGACCGUAUGAUGGCUCGCUUCCACACGAUCCUGGAUAUGCUGCGUCCUGUGCAUGUGCCAGAGGUGGAAUUUUUGUCGACAUGCACAGCCAUGCUCCAACGUACGUGUCGAGAUACGCAUGACGCGGCCACAUGGGACCGAGGCGUGUAUGCCGUGGCGGAGGCUGUCCGGCAUGGCCAGUACGAGCCCAGCACACUUCAGCGUGUCUGCGGCCUAGCUGGUGUGCUCGAACGAAGCACACACGCCUUAAUCGAGCAAGCGUACACGUACUAUGGUGCGCGUGUAGAGGAGCUCUUGCGCGGCUCGUUCGCCGAGGCCGUCCCGCACAUCCACGCAUGGAUCGUGAAAGAGCACGAGUGGGCCGCACAGCUGGGCGAGGCUGCUGUGCCGGACGUAGUGGCUACGCAGGUGGUGCGUCCGCAUCAGGAAGCUCUUGCAGCUACGCUGUCGUACUUCUUGGACCGCCAAGACACGGAGCGCAUCCAGUCGUGCUACGCCAUCUUUGACGACGCUGGCAUUCUGCCGGUGCUCUAUGCUACGAUGCGGAAGCACGUCGAGUCGCGUGUGAAGGACCUGAUGCAAAGUACCGACGAUAGCGUGCUGAUUGAGAAGCUCUGUCAACAGCACCACAUAUGGCAUGGCUUGGUGACGAGCGGUCUGCAUGCGGACCCUAUGAUGAGAGAUGCUCUCCACGAUGGAUUUGAGCACGGACUGAGCGUGCGCGGUACGCAUAUGGCUCAGCUCCUUGCGCAGUUCGCUGGUGCACAGCUUGGCCAAGGUAUGGACACGUGGAUCGACGACAUGCUGCUGAUCUUUCGGUGCCUGUAUGAAAAAGACGUGUUUGAAGUGUGUUAUCGACAUGCCUUUGCGCAGCGCCUUCUUCAGCAGUGCUCUCACGAGGCGGAGCUCGUCAUGCUCGAGCGCCUGCGGCAAGAGUGCGGGCCCGAUUACACGCGUCAACUUGAGACGAUGCACCGCGAUAUGGACGUGUCGAACGAGUUACUGCAUGAGUUUGACAGCGCCCAUAUGCCGUUUGAGUUCGACGCUCGUGUCCUCUCACAGAGCCAUUGGCCAGCGUACGAAGAGAUACCCCUGAGGCUGCCGCCAGAGAUGACGUCCGUGCUGCAGCGGUUUGAGGCGUUUUACGAGGCCAAGUACAAGGCGCGUUCCUUGCAUUGGUGUCAUGCUCUUGGGUCCGUCGUCAUGCAGGCCGACUUCGGCCGCGCGGGUACCAAGGAACUGGUCGUGAACACGCUGCAAGCGGUGGUGCUCCUAGCCUUCUCGACCAAGCAUGUCCUCUCCUACGCCGAGUUGGCGACUCGCACAGGUCUUCCUCCUGCGUCUCUCGAUGUUACGCUGCAAAGUCUCACGUGUGGCGCGCCACCUACGCGGGUACUGUGCAAGUCGCCUGCGGGACGCGCGGUGCAUAAGCAUGAUACGUUCCGCGUGAACGAGGACCUCGUCCCUACCGCGCGACGCAUUUGCAUUCCACAGUCGGAGCGGCCCACCACGCAUACCCAGCAGCAUGCCGCCUCUUCCUAUGUGCUAGUGGAUCGCGACAUGUUCCUGCAAGCCGCGGUCAUGCGUGUCCUCAAACGUCGGACGCUCGUAUCGCUCUCAGACCUGUUGGCAGAGGUCGGCGACCAAUGCAGGGGGCGCUUUGCCUUGGAUCACGCCGAGCUGAAACACGCCCUGGAACGACUCAUGGAGAAAGACUGUGUGGAACGCGCUGACGAAGAGCGCCACAUGUAUCGCUACGUCCCCUAG